Molecule: messenger RNA, 4147 nt
Organism: Pogona vitticeps (central bearded dragon)
Lineage: Eukaryota; Metazoa; Chordata; Lepidosauria; Squamata; Agamidae
Gene: GOLGA1
Product: golgin A1
Cellular component (GO): Golgi apparatus
Source: RefSeq, a predicted model, not a curated record
CCAGCCCUCGCGGGGGUCGCUGGGUAGGAAAGGCGGCGCUUCCGUUUCCGGCGGCUUCUGAGGAAAUUUUUUUUUAUUUAUUUAUUUUAAAUUUGGUGGGCAAUUCCUGUCAGAGACCAGCUGCAUCACUGGCCUAUGAGCCCCUUGAGGGAGAGAAACUGACUGGAUGGACAGUAGCUCUGGGCGAAAGGAAAAUCUCGUCAGUCUGUUGCUGUGUUUUGGCUGCUUGAUCUGGGGCAGGUGUUAUUUUUGAGACCCUGCUUGUGGCUUUGGGGACAUGUUUGCCAAACUGAAGAAGAAGAUCGCCGAAGAAGCGGCCACCACGUCACGGCCGGGAGGGGUGGCCAGAAUGCCCAGAUCGGUUAGCAAGGAGUCGAUCACAUCAGUUGGAGCCGAUUCCGGAGAUGACUUUCCCUCGGAUGGAAGCAGCUCCAGAGAAGACCUUUCGUCUCAGCUGCUCCGAAGGAACGAGCAAAUACGGAAGCUGGAAGUCAAGCUGUCUGAUUACGCUGAGCAGGUCCGAAACUUGCAGAAGAUUAAGGAGAAGCUUGAGCAUGCAUUAGAGACGCAUCAGGAUUCCUUUGUGAAGAAACUCCAGGAGCAGAACGAGGCUCACCAGGCCAGCACGGCUAAGAUGGCUGAAGAGAUGACCUUGGCGCUGGAAAAGAAGGACCAGGAAUGGAAGGAGAAGCUCUUUCAUCUUGAAAAGGAGAGAAAGCUGCUUUCGGCCCAGUUGCAGGAGAGGGCCGAGCAGAGUUUGCACCUUUUCCAGAAGAGGGAUGACCUGGAUGAGCUGGAAGGCUUUCAGCAGCAGGAGUUGGCUAAAGUCAAGCACAUGCUUUUGAAGAAGGAGGAAUCCUUGGCCCGGGUGCAGCAGGAACUGGCGUCCUCCGCCGAAGAGCUGGCCCGUGCCCGGGAAGCGCUGCAGGCCUCCCAGGAUGCGUCCUCCCGCUUGUCCGGGGAGCUGCAAGAACUCAUUCGGCAGCACGCAGACCUGCGAGCUGAGAGGGACGAGCUCCUAGAAGCAGGGGAGAGUGCGGAACACAAGAUCACCUCCCUGGAGCUGCGAGCUGAGGAACUGCAAAACUAUAUUCAACAAUUGUCAGUAGAUCUCCAACAUGCACAAGUCACUGCCUCUGAUUGCGGGAGGAGACUGGAGACGCUGCAAGGGGACCACGAGUCGCUGAAAGCGGAAUAUGAACAGCACAAGCAAAAGAUGAGGAUCGAACUGGAGGAGAAAAGCCGGCUUGUGGAGCUUUUGCAAGACAAAGUGGCCUCCCUGGAGAAGAGGCUAGAAGGCAAUCUGUCCGGCGACGAGCACAUUCGGGAGCUCCUCCGGGAGAAAAGCGCCCUGGAACAGAGGUUGGAGGAUGCCAGGCAGCAGCUGUCGGCAGCACGCGCAAGCCACACAGAGAGUGUGGGCCUUCUGGAGAGCCAGAUCGACAAACUGAACGGCGAGUUGGCCGAAGGACAGGCGCGCCUGAGCGAGCAAGAGGAGCUUGUGCGCGGUCUCCGGGAAAGCAGUACGCGGCAGCAGAAGGAUCUUGAACAAGCCCUCCGGCUUGCUGAAGAGGUGGCAGCAAAAAGCAAGGAAGACGUCGAAGGGAGAGAUCGGCAGAUGCAGAAGCUGCAAACAGACCUGGAGCUGGAGAGAAUCGGGUGGCGGGAAGGCCUCUCGGCUGCGGAGCAUCGACACGCCGAACAGGUCGGGAGGCUGGAAGAGCAGAUCGUGGCACUUGAGGCUGCGCGGGAGUCCGAAAGGACAGCGGCGAGCCAACUCGAAAAGGAAAAUGAAGAACUGAGAGAGAGAUGCAUAAUUUUGGGAAGCUCGUUAAAGAACCAAGAAACGGAGAUGGAAAGACUAAAGGCAGACUUGAGCAGCGCCGCAGAAAGGGCGGAAACUCUGGAAGAGAUGCGGAAGCAACGGGAAGAGUUGCAGCAACAGGUUGCAGAUCUGACCUCACUGAUAAAGGAGAAAGACCGGCUUAUUGCAGAGAAAAUGGACUCACUUCUGAAAGAGGAGGAAGAGCUGACGCACAUGAGGCAAGGCCACGAUGCCCUUUUGCUGCAGAGGCACCAGCUGCAGUCCAGCCUCGACCUCUGCCAGCGCCAGGCCGCCGAGAGGGAAGCUGCGGCCGAGGAGCAGAGGCGCACGUUGCAGGCGCAGCUGCAGGAGGCGCAGGAGCGCUUGGGAGCCAGCGAGAAGCAAGUUGCUUUGCUGGAACUGGCCUCCACCGCUGCAGAAGAUGGAGAAGAUGGAGGAGGGGAGCCAAACGGGGACGUGACGGCCGCGGACGUCGUCCAGCUCCGGAAGGAGAACAGGGACCUGGAGCAGCAGCUUGCGGAGAAAAACAAGGUUAUCAGGCAACUGCAGCAGAGGAUGGCGGAGCUGAAGAAGACCUUGCAGAAGGAACUGAAAAUCCGACCCGAUGGCGAAGUUCCUGAAGUCCCCAGUGCUACUUUGACUGUUACCAACAACUCCGACCUGAAUGACUCCCGAGAGAUAAACUUCGAGUACCUUAAGCAUGUGGUGCUAAAAUUUAUGUCCUGCCGGGAAUCCGAGGCGUUCCAUUUGAUCAAAGCCGUGUCUGUGUUGCUCAACUUCUCUAAGGAGGAAGAGAACAUGCUCAAAGAGACCUUGGAGUACAAGAUGUCAUGGUUUGGAUCAAAACCGCCUCCCAGGGGUAGCGUUCGACCCUCCAUCUCAAAUCCGAGGACCGCCUGGUCAUGAAUGGACCCGAGGACGCCCCACCUCCCUGCCUCAAGUAGCUUUUUCUUCUUUUUUUCUUAUGAAAACAAUGCAGCACCCACUGAUUUGAGGUGUCUUCAUUGCUCUCGCCUAGUAUUUGUGUAAAGAACUUGGGGGGGUGAGGGGGGUGGAUCGCUAUGACGGUUAAAAAAAGUGUCCUUUGCUCUGCAGCCUUUCAGGGAAGAUCAGGCCACCCAAAAGGGUCUCCUCCUGCAGCAGAAACGGGUUUCCAGAGGCAGGGAGCGAUGGGGUUGCGAGUCUCGGCAGCAGAAGGGUCCUUCUGCCUUCUCAGGCGGGCCCUGCGCCACCCCUGGGCGGCUGCGGCAACCGGUGGGUGCGUUCAGCCGAGCUGUGGACCUGCCCCCCCUCCCUUGCCCAGCCACAGAGAGGGCCGCUUUCUACAGAGCUGGUCAACUUUUAUUUUUCUUAAAGAAAAAAAUGAUUUUUAAAAACGGUCUUUAUGACAAUACUCUUUUGCCUUUUAAACGGAUGUAUUAAAUGUGGUGUACUGUAGUAGUAGUAGUAGUAGUAUUGGGGGAAAAAAUAGCCGCCAGCCACUCCUUUUAACGAGGGGAAGGGAAACCCUAGCAUUAAGAAGAAACCAAACCUGCAGUAUUGUGGAAAAGGCUCCUCCUUCUGUGCUCACAUGUGACUGAACCUGCUUGGAGGGGGACCACGCUUGACGUGGCACCAUCAUCCUCUUUGCAAGAUACUGCAAAGCCUUUUUCAUUCACAACCCGCAGAAGAUGGGAUGCUGCUCCUAACAGAAGAAAGGCUAACUUUGCUGACCUCCUUCGGAAGGAGAAAAUGCAGAGGCUGGUUGCAAUUUAUAGUCAGGUUACCCCCCCCCCUUUUCUAGUUCUUAACCAAAAUGGUUUUUUUUUUGGGGGGGGGAUCCCCUUGGUUACAGAGUUCAGUUUUGUUUUUUCAAAUAAAGCAGGGUAAUUAGAGGAGGCACCGCAUACUGUACAAACCACCAAGCGUGCAAGAUAGCAGGGCUGUCGUUCUAAAUAGUAUGACUGCAUAUUGCUAAGCAACAGUAUUUUUUUUUAAUCAACCACUUACGAAGAACAGAAAAAUCAUCCUGGGGGCCUUUGCUGUUUCUUGGCAUAGAGAUUAAGAACGGGUACUUCUGGCAUUGCCCAAAAUGUACCUUUGAGAGAGAAUUUUAAGAUGCUACAGAGAGACACUCUGGAUGAGACCGAGAUGUACAUGUUCAUUAACAGUAGCAACUGAUGCACUUUGUAUUAAGAAACACUACACCUGGGGAGUAUGUAUAUAUAAGGAAAAAAAACCUUUUAUGGAUAGGCCGCACACAUAUGGACUGAAUUAUGUAAAGGAACCUAAUUUGUGGUGCAAUACAAUUUUUGAUUAAAACUUGAGGCUGACUUACUACUA